This is a messenger RNA of Stylonychia lemnae, 2346 nucleotides long. The record is from the annotation of a GenBank genome assembly. NCBI's taxonomy places the organism in Eukaryota, Ciliophora, Spirotrichea, Sporadotrichida, Oxytrichidae.
AUGAACACUCAUAAUCAAAUCGAUACUACAACCAAUGGUAAUCAGCCUGACUUCAACUUGAUAAAGCCUAACAAAUAUCACAAUUAAAGGUCUCAAAGAGCAAGCAACCCUAUGAAUUAGCAAUUACUUUCCUAGAAUAUCGACAUGUCAAUGGUAAACAGAGCUUCAUUUGCGUUAGGUGAGAUUAAUCAGUAAUUUAAGACUUUAGAUGAGAGAUAGAAUCAAAGACCCAUUCCUCAAACUAAAAAGCCUCAAUCCUCUUAAAAUACCCAGAGAAACUUGAAUCUCGUUCAAGCUUCCAACUCAAAUAUCUUCGACGCUAGAAUCAAAGUUGUACAUCAAAGAAGAUCUAGCAAUAAUAGUCACUAGUCAAUGGGUCUCUAGAUCCCUGGCAAAAACAUUCAGCCUCUAAACCAGCUAUCAGCUCUCAAAGAUAUAUACACCAUCAAUCCACUAUAAAACCCCAAUCACUCAAUGAUUAACGACGGUGGAGAGAUAUCAAUUAUUCAAUAAGAUAAUCAGACAUUUAGCAGGAGACAAAGAACUAUAGAUUUUAUUGACCGAACAUAAGAGAUAAGGAACAUAUAGGAGUAAAUCAAGGGAGAGAUUGCAGCAUCUAAUUCUAAUAAAUCCUAUUGUGACUUGAAUAUGACUCAAUCAAAUUUAAAUCAAAAUGAUGAUAAUAGCAUUAGCAAUUUAUCCAUGGAUCAAGGGCAUAUAUUUAAAACAAAUUAGAAGAAAGAUCCUGUUGUAGAUGAAUUCAUUAUCAAAAAGAGCAAAUUGUAAUACAUUCAAUGUGGAAACAAGAAAAUUAAAGUAAAGAGUAUACAGAGAUAUGGAUCAGGGACAAGGAGACCUGAUUUGAAAACAGGGAGCACUGGGCUAUCUAAAUUACAGUCAGUCAGAAGCUAUAAUGAUGGAUCAAAAAUAUAAAUAACAGACUAAUUAAAGCCAGUAGAUGAUGAUUCCUAACUCUAUCAUAAUUUUAUCUCUGACUCUUCAAUUUUAGAUAUUGACAAAGAGAAUACAAACACUCUUAACAGGCAUUAAACCUUCUUCAGUGGAGGUAACCCAACUAAGGAUAGAGAAGUUAUCCUGCAAAAGGUAAAUAAUGCCAGACUCAGGAAAUACUCUAGAUAAUAAAAUGAAAAGUCAAUUGAGUAGUAGCAUUAAGCUUAAAACAUGAACAAUAAUAAAUAAUUUUAGCAAUUCAGGAAAAGAUUUGCUCUUUCCAAGAAUGUCUCAUCAAAGAAUAUGCAACAAUUAGGAGAUAAUAACACUAAUAAGGAGUCUUAACAUAAUAAGCAAUUUAACUAGACAAAGGAGCUAAUCUUUUAAUCUAAAAUUUAGAGCACCCCAUAUUUUAAUAGAACUAGUUAAAAUGUUAGUGAAAAUGUUGCUAAUAUGCAGAUUACAUUUAACUCUUAACAGUUUAAAUCAAUAAAUACCGAGAAUGAAACGGGUCAUGAGAUUCAGCCCAGCAAUACCAAUAUAUUUAGAAGAUCCAGGAAUUCCAUGCAUAUUUAGGGAACUUAGUUAUCUUAGCCCUAGAUAAGUUAAAAUCUAUUCAAUACAUCGAAUGAGCAAGACUAAUGCCACAGUCAUUAAAUUAAUAAAAAACUAAUGAAAAGUCCAAUCAUUAAAAUUCCACAGUGCAUCAUCUUAAAGCCAAACUAAUCUUACUAAGUUGACUAAAAUUAGCCAAUUACCUUUAGGAAUGCUGAAUAAAGCACUAAUGCUAAUUCCUAUAGACAAGAGUCAAAUUAGAAACUAGAUUCAUCCAACAAGAAUUAGAAAUCAAAACUAAGCAGCAACUGCCCCCUACCAAAGAGCUAACUUUCAUCUAGUAGAACUCUCUAGAGAUAGACUUCAUACAUAAAUCCUGCUGACCUUACAAAUUUAAAGAGUAGCCCUCCUUCUUAAUCUCAAGUAGAAGAAACAUUUGCCUAAAUGGAAUCGCCAACUACAUAAUCUAAAGAUGAGUUUAGGAAAUUUUUCUACUAUAGUUCUGAAAAUGGUCAUAAGUUAGAUAUUAGGAAUCUCAACCCGGAUUCAUUCAGAUUAAAAGAUCAUUAGAUCUUACUAAACACUAAAAAUUCCAACUCAGAUCAAUCUCAAAAAUAAUCAAGCGGCUAAUCCAAUAAACUUUAGUAAUCUGCAAAUUCCCAAUUCUAAAUGACAGCUGAUUUUACCCAACUCAUAGCUGAUAAAUAAUAUGAUCCUAACUACAAUGAUAAUAGAGAGGAUCUUUGUUCUUUAGGCAUCUUCAAGUAAGGCCAUGAGAACAAAACCAGUGAGCAAAAAUAGCAACUAAUGGUCACUUUUAUGAACAACUUUUAUCCUUGA